Ictalurus furcatus (blue catfish) is the source of this 727-nucleotide messenger RNA. RefSeq names its product regulator of G-protein signaling 9-binding protein. Gene Ontology annotation, cellular component: neuron projection. NCBI's taxonomy places the organism in Eukaryota, Metazoa, Chordata, Actinopteri, Siluriformes, Ictaluridae. The transcript has 2 exons. The record is from RefSeq and is a predicted model, not a curated record. Gene Ontology annotation, biological process: G protein-coupled receptor signaling pathway. Bases 2 to 727 code for a protein of 241 amino acids.
CAUGAAUCGGUGGCGGAGGUCGGUGGGAGAGAUCCAAGCCAGGAAGAGGCUUGUGAAUGAGUGUGAGCAGGCGCAGGCCGCCUUCAUCAAACUCACCGCCUGCUUCCAGCAAAUGGCCACCUGCUUAGGGAGUAACACAGACGGAAGCCUUCUGAGAGACGAGCUGGAGGAAACCAGGGGACAGGCGCAUAAAAUAUGUACAGGGCUGCACCGGAGGCUGCUGGAGCUGCUGGUUGAGACAGAGGAAGGCCAGAAUGACCGCGUGCAGGUCGAGCGCAGCUGGGUGCUGCUCCUGUGCGCUUUGGAGAACUUCCAGCAUGAGCUCAAGAGAGUCACUGCACUCCAGGAGCUCUUUCCCAUUGCUGUGCAGAAGGACAAACAUGCCCUGGUUAACACAGGUGCCUCUGGAGGAGGCACUGAGGUGGCAGGUCGUGCUGCCAUGGUGCAGAGCCCUUGGGUGGUGAUGGAGUGCAGGGAGAAGCCUGACCUGAAAGGCCACGUGCUGGAGAUUGAGGCCCUGCUCCAGGAAAUGCUGCAGAGGGUAAACGUGCCACUGUGGUCAGUGGAGCCAAUGCAGAAAGCCUGGGCUGAGGGGACACAGGAAGCUGAUGAUGAUGACACCUUGGAGGAGAUGAUGGAGGUGGAAGUGGUGUCGCAGGAUGGAAAAUCAGGCUGCUGCAGUCAUUCCAACUGUAGACUAGGAUGCAUAUUCUGUUUGCUCAACUAG